AUUUACAAACCUCGCGUCAUCAAACGUAUAUUAUCUCGUAGGCUGUUUGUAACAUGUAUUUUUUUUCAAUCGGACUCGAGAUUAGUCUUCAGAGUUUGGGAAGACUUGUUGCCCAUGAAGGACUAACAAUAGUUCGAACUCGGACGUCGCGACAAGUACGUCGUCGCAAGCGAUUUCCCCCGACGAGUAAUGUGUUCAUAGUGCCGCAGAAAGGGGACCACAGUAUUUCCCUUCCUCGUUUCCCUCGCGAAUUUAUUCUAACAAGUAUUCUUUGACAAUCCGUAUAAAUAAAAGAACGGUAAACAGCAUAGCGCGCGCUAAAGAAUUUCGAAAUGAAUUUAUCGUUCGCUGGAUGUGGCUUCCUUGGCAUUUACCACGUCGGUGUGGCGGUGUGCUUCAAGAAAUACGCUCCGCACUUACUCUUGGAUAAGAUUAGCGGUGCAUCGGCUGGUGCUAUCGCGGCCUGUUGCCUCCUUUGUGACUUACCCCUCGGGGAAAUGACCAGUAAUGUAUUGCGGGUAGCACGUGAAGCGCGGCAACGCACUCUUGGCCCGUUCAGUCCAUCCUUCAAUGUACAAGCAAUAUUGUUAGAAAGCUUGCAAAAGUUCCUUCCCAAUGACGCUCACAUUCGAGUCAGCGGUAAACUUCAUAUCUCCUUGACGAGGGUAUACGAUGGAAAAAAUGUAAUUGUGUCACAGUUCUCUUCUAGAGAAGACUUAUUACAGGCAUUACUAGCAAGUGCAUUUAUUCCAUUUUUUUCUGGUCUUUUUCCACCAAGGUUUCAUGGUAUUAGAUAUAUGGAUGGCGGUUUUAGCGAUAAUCUUCCUACACUUGAUGAAAAUACAAUUACCGUUAGUCCCUUCUGUGGUGAAAGUGACAUCUGUCCAAGAGAUGUGUCUUCCCAAUUGUUUCAUGUAAAUUUUGCAAAUACUAGUAUAGAACUAUCAAGGCAAAAUAUAUAUAGGUUUGCAAGAAUACUCUUUCCACCUAAUCCAGAGAUACUUUCGAAUAUGUGCAAGCAAGGAUUUGAUGACGCGUUAAGAUUUUUACAUCGUAAUAAUUUACUUAAUUGUACUCGAUGUUUGGCUGUGCAGUCUACAUUCGUCGUCUCUGAAACCCUUGAUGAUAAUAUGGAUUACGAUCCUGAAUGUGUAGAAUGUAAAAUGCAUAGACAGGAAGCAUUAGUAUCUAAGUUACCUGAAACAGUUAUGACCAUAUUCCAAGAUGCAAUCGAUUCUGCCAAUAAAGGUCUUAUUAAUUGGUUAUUCAAACAUCGAAGCGUAAAACUCUUAUCGUUACUUAGUUUACCAUACACUUUACCUGCAGAUGUAGUGUAUGCAACUUUUACAAAUUUGAUUGGUAACAACAUAGAUACUCGCACCUUGGAAUACAAAGUAGUGGGAAACAUACUUCAUAGACCCGUGCAGACAAUUUCUUGUUCUAGGCAUAAGGCAUCUCGGUUCAUCUUAAAUGUUCCUAAAUUACGAAGAAACUUGUUAGAAUUAAGAACAUUUUUCUUGGAACAAUUGAGUAUGUUAUUUCCUAAAAUCAACAUAUAUUACCAACAAGUUCCACAAACCAUUAAGUGUCACUUGGCUUUCACAGAAUAUGGAUCAAACAUCUACAGUAUGGAAGCAGUAGAUGAGACUGAUAGCGUGUACAAAAAUCAGAAGAAUCUAAAUUUAACUCUGCAAUACAAUGAAAUACAACCAUGGAACGAUCACACUAAUAAAUCAAAAUGUGUUAUAAAUAUGUCGGACCUUUCAACGGUUGAUGAUACUUUAGAAAAUAUUCUUCAGGUAACUUCGGAUCAAGAAGCAGUUAUGGCAUAUUAUUAUAUGGAUGACAAUAACAAAGUACAAGUAACAGAGAUAUUUGAUGUUACGGAGUCAGAGUCACGUGCAAUGUUAUCGAUAGAUGAAGUCGAGAAUAAUAAAAAGUUACAGUUCGAUGAAUGGGAUGAACCAACAUGGUUAUCUGAACAUACACUUAAUAAUGUUGUUACGGAGUCUCUGUAUACUGAUGGAAAUCAACAGAGUAUGGAAGACUUAUCAGAUAUAUCCCUAGAAGACGAUAUUCUAGGAGUGUCAAAUAUUUCUUCGGAUACAGAGAGUGAGUGGGCAGUUAGUAAAGAUCCACAAACAGUACAAGUUUCCAGUCCUCCAGAUAGCAGGCCAGAAGUGGAUCAACCAUCGUUAAGUGUCUAAGAUAACUAAUUCUUUUCGCGAUUAUUCAGAUAAAAAAUGUGUAUAUAUAUAUAUAUGUAUAUCGUAGUCUUAGCCUUUCUUACUUUACGAAGUAUUUACAUACUUUCAUAGUCAAUAAUAUCGCGUUAGUAACAUUUAUUACCGUUUUUCAACGUUGAUAUUUUUGUAUAAACUCUGAUAAACGUAGGUACAUGAAAAGAUCAAAGGUAUAUGCACAAUUGUAUUUUAAAGAAAUAAUUUAUAAUCGUGUUAUACGCUGGUAAAUAUAAGAUACGGGUCACGUGCAUUGAUGCGACGUAAAAGUAUCUUUAACGGAUAUUACACGUAUUAUUAUUAAUGAAUUCUAUUAGAGAAAGUUUAUCGUUGUUAUGAAAUGCUUGCAAAGCAAGUGGUGGUAGAUCUCUCAAAAAAUAGACUGACUAUAAAGACAAUGUAUAUAUUGUAAAAUGGAAAUUUGUUUUUUUGGUCUAAUUCCGCAUUGAGUUUAUUAUUUAAAGAUUAAUAUAUGGAACAAAUUUUGUUUAAAAAUAUAAAAUAUCUGUUAUUAAGCAAGUUAUUAUUUCCAGUUUUGUUAAGUUAUGUCGUUAUCACAGUUUUAAUGUAAAGAACAAUAAUUAAUUAUACUGUGUAAGUACUUUUAUACAUAAAUGAAUUGUUAUCAAACGGUUUGUACAAUUACAUGUUGUGAUAAAUGCUCAAGGGAACGAUAAAAUUAGUUAUUUAAAUUAAGCUAAGAAAAAAAGAUUGUGAUCGCAUACAGCUGGAACUGAAUGCCAAUUAACAUACAAAGUUUUUAUAUUGUUUAUUUCUGACGUGGAUGAAUGUUAAAAAGGAUGACUUACUUACGUCGUAUUAAUAAAUUACGAUUAAAGGACAGGUCAUCGCUUACGAAUCAAAAAUAUAGAGUACUAAAUACUGUUGUAUGAUAAAAGGCUUCUAGCAGUAAUUGUUACAAAGCACAAUUUAUGUAUAUAAUGUUUUAGUAAAUUAUUUUUAUAAAUAACACAUUACAGAUAGUAACAUGGCAUAAACAUUAUUUUAAAAUGCUACGCAUUUGUGCCUGUUAUAUAAUUAAUAUACCGAUUUAGAAAAAAUUUAAUGAACAAAUUGUUAAUUUCAAUGACUUGUUUAUACAUAUAAACAUUACCUUAUAAGAUUGAAGAAUGUAUAUAAUUUUAAUUCAGAAUUACUUAGCACGAAAGAUUUUUUGUAUUUUAAUUUAUUUAUGGUAUUUCUUGACAUUAUCCAUUCAUGCUAUUUUAGACUGUUACUUAGUUGUAAAUUAAACUUUAUUGUAACUUUCAAAUUCACGACUAACAUUGAUUAUUUAUUGUGAACAUUAGAAAGUUAUCUUAAAAGCUGUUUCAGUAUUUGUAUUUUUAAAAAAUUACUGGAAUUAGCUAAUUGAAUACACAGUCUGUUAAAAUCUGGAGUAUUUUAAGCUAAUAAAAAUAUUAAAUCCAAUCAUUCAAUUAUUCUUCAAUGUUUGGAACCAUUGAGCAUAAGAUAAGCAGUUAUUAAUUUAAUCAUUUUCAUGACUUGUACUGCCUCUUUCAACCACACCUAGCAAUCACAUGAAAAGGGUAAAGACGAAUAAAAAAUGGAAUAUUUAUUACAUUUUUUAAUAUAAAACAAAUCGUAUGUAUAAGUUAUAUAUAUACAAUAAUUGAAACCGUCCUCAAAGUAAUAUUUCGAGGCAUAAUGUUCUUCCCUUCUUCUUCUUCUUUUUUUUGUAGAAAUAAUUUAUUGCACAUGCGCACAAAGUAUGUAUCUACGCUUGAUUUUAUAAAAUAUGUCGUCGCUGAUAAACAUCGAUCGGUCAUGAAUAAAAAUUUUAUAAUUUACAAUUAUAAUUGCAUGCAUAAUUAAAAUGUCAAAUCUCCGCGUUAACCUAAUAUACAGAAACACCUCAUUACAUUCCUUCUUGGCAGGCUCCAAUUAUUUCAAUGUAAUGUGAGACAUUAUUAAUUAUUUGAACAUGUUCAGGCUGAGUCAUCCCCUGGGGCAGAUGUAGAAUUUCUUUGAGGCUCA
Messenger RNA from Nomia melanderi (Alkali bee), 4238 nucleotides. It is a transcript of the gene bmm, whose product is annotated as brummer. Gene Ontology annotation, biological process: lipid homeostasis; triglyceride catabolic process. The record is from RefSeq and is a predicted model, not a curated record. Gene Ontology annotation, cellular component: membrane; cytoplasm; lipid droplet. Gene Ontology annotation, molecular function: triacylglycerol lipase activity. NCBI's taxonomy places the organism in Eukaryota, Metazoa, Arthropoda, Insecta, Hymenoptera, Halictidae.